This is a messenger RNA of Magnolia sinica, 590 nucleotides long. RefSeq names its product F-box protein GID2-like. Gene Ontology annotation, molecular function: protein binding. The coding region runs from base 123 to 590 and encodes 155 amino acids. NCBI's taxonomy places the organism in Eukaryota, Viridiplantae, Streptophyta, Magnoliopsida, Magnoliales, Magnoliaceae. Gene Ontology annotation, cellular component: SCF ubiquitin ligase complex. Gene Ontology annotation, biological process: regulation of gibberellic acid mediated signaling pathway; gibberellic acid mediated signaling pathway. The record is from RefSeq and is a predicted model, not a curated record. The transcript has a single exon.
UGCCCCGGCGCGGAGCCUCGUUGCGGAGGUCAAAAGGCAGAUUUGGGGAGGAAGAGGAGAGAGAAAGAGGGAAAAAGAAAAACCUGCCCUUCAGAAAUCCCUGUCCGUUCCCAAUCGAGGAGAUGAAGCGACCGCUCGAUGAAAAUCCAUCGGCUGUGGAGGAUCUGAAGAAGAAGAAGAGAAAGGAGGAAGAAGAGAUGGCGGAGGAGACGAGAUUCAUACAUCUAGACUCGGACCUUCUGUUCGAGGUGCUGAAGCACGUGGACGCGAGGUCGCUGGCCACCGCGGCGUGCGUUAGCAAGCAGUGGCACAAAACGGCGCAGGAUGAGCGGCUGUGGGAGAUGAUCUGUACACGUCACUGGGCCAACACCGGAUGCGUAACUCAACAGCUGAGAGCCGUCGUUCUCGCCCUUGGCGGGUUCCGUCGCCUCCACUCCAUCUACCUCAGGCCCCUUCUAAAACCCCAGCAACCAAAGACGCCUGUCCAUUGGGGGAUAGACGAAGUUCGUUUCUCGCUCUCGCUCCACUGCUUUCGCUACGACUUCAUUCCCUACCACGAGAAGAUGAAUCUAAAUAAGAGAGGGAGAUGA